Messenger RNA from Exophiala viscosa, 1187 nucleotides. RefSeq lists its product as uncharacterized. Bases 477 to 944 code for a protein of 155 amino acids. The record is from RefSeq and is a predicted model, not a curated record. The transcript has 2 exons. NCBI's taxonomy places the organism in Eukaryota, Fungi, Ascomycota, Eurotiomycetes, Chaetothyriales, Herpotrichiellaceae.
GCCUGCAGAAAGCCUUGGCAUGUGGUGGCUUGCACCCAGACGAAGGCAAAAACCCCCAUGGCAGUAUUAGAUUGGGGGCCCGAUUGGCCUUCAGUGACUGCGAUCGUCCUCGUCGCGCCUAAGCUGGUCCAUAGGCAAGCCCCUCGCUGCACCCUUACUUCGGAGGAGCUUGACAACGGCACCCACUUCGCGUGCUCAUGACGUACCGUCUGACUUUGAAGCUCGCCAGCUGCUGCUGUCCAUUAGACCAAGAUCUUGGCUUUGGAAGCCCGAUCUUGCAGCAUGAUAAGACCCUCGAACUGCAACCUUGACAAGGGGACAGCCAGACAAGAAUUGUGACCGCAUAUUAAUGUGACCUGACGAACGUUGCCUAACUCACUCGUACUUCAUUCCCACACAGGCCACACUACCUCUGCCCAUUCUAUCCGCUCGCUAACUAUUUCUCCUAUCGAGCAUCAACACCACCUGCCACCAAUAUGCCUGAGGGUAUCUAUGCGAACGUCACCAGCGAAGGCGCAACGCAAUCAGGUGAAGAGCCGGUUUCAGGUCUGCAAGGAAAAGGCACCGUCACGGAGCCGUAUGAUCAAGGCAAUGCAGAAGAUCCAGUACGGACUGGCGAAGAGCCCCCAUCAGGGAUCCAAGGCAAAGGCACAACGACCGAACCUUAUGAUGGCGGAAAUGCUCCAGAAAACCCAACCGACCCAGGUUCCACUACCACAUCGAGCGCCGACGCAUCAACAACACUCACUUCUGGCAAGGGUGCGGAAGAGCGAGGACGAGAUCAACUAAAACCCCCACCUAAGGCUCCGGUAGAAGAACGUGAACUCAGUCCAGGUUCGCUUCCUGAUGGAACGCACGUCCAGACUAGCGGUGAUCGUGGAGAGACCUAUGAGCCUGGCAAACUCAGCAAACUCAAGGGCAAAAUGGGGUUUGGAAGACAUUAGAAUUGGGAAGCAUCAGUCAAGAAACAUGACAAAACUGGCUAUGCCCUACUUUGCUCGCCAGGGCGGAUGGCGGAGAGUUGUGGAUCGAUAGAUGCUAUGUAAUGCUUGUAUGAGUAACGAAAGACGGCCCUGAUGUUAUCAUAUACGUUUCGUUGCAGUGUGUUGUUCGCGACGAGUUAAAAGGUCUCAGUUCCUAUAGCCAUAUCGAGGAGUGACCACACGGUUAAAGUCCGGAACCGGCUU